Molecule: messenger RNA, 720 nt
Organism: Aspergillus glaucus CBS 516.65
Lineage: Eukaryota; Fungi; Ascomycota; Eurotiomycetes; Eurotiales; Aspergillaceae
Exons: 1
Coding region: 1-720 (239 amino acids)
Source: RefSeq, a predicted model, not a curated record
AUGAGACAAUCCGCAUCAAAAACACCAUCUCAACGAGACCGGAAUAUCGGCCAAGUCAUCUUAAACCGAGCAGAUGAGCGAGCUCGCCAACCUAAAAAUGAGCAUACAAAUAUCUCAAAGGCUCCAAAUGCAGCUAUCCAGCUUGAUAUAAUGAGAACCUACAUUGGAGACAUCAGUUUCGACGCCACCCAGCAAGAUCUAUCUGGUUUCAUAAAUGCAUGCCACCUCGCCUUCGACGGCAGAGGUACAUCUGGAAUCAAGGAAAAAGCAGUGAACACGAUCCUCGGGCAAGAAGCGCAGAUGCUCCGUGUGAGGGGUGUUCUUGAGUACUUGGCGAGUGAGGGGUUGAUUGCAUAUGCUUUCGACCCUGAGACUGCUGAUAAUAUGGUUAAGGAUGAGGGGAUCGAUGUGAAUGAUUUGGCGGUCAAAUUCAAGGACGUUACUGAGGCUAUGAGAUUGACGAGUCCGUAUUCGAAGGGUUGUUUCAAUGCUUCCUUUCCAUAUUCUUGGUACUGGUUGAUUUACACGAUAGCGUGUGAUCGGUUUUUGCGUCCGGGUGUUUUUGAUCUGGAUGGGAUUUCGGAUGUCGUUCAGCAGCAUUUGAAUGAUACGGCUUUACAGUGGUUCAUUGUUCUAGUUAACAUUGUUGCCAUGGCUUACUCUGUAUUAUUUGCUCUUGAUGGAGGAAUCGAAUAUAUCGAUAUUUGUUUUCGCCCAUGA